This is a messenger RNA of Magnolia sinica, 2371 nucleotides long. Its product is annotated as outer envelope protein 61. Gene Ontology annotation, molecular function: protein binding. Lineage: Eukaryota; Viridiplantae; Streptophyta; Magnoliopsida; Magnoliales; Magnoliaceae. The transcript is spliced from 12 exons. The record is from RefSeq and is a predicted model, not a curated record. Bases 184 to 1977 code for a protein of 597 amino acids.
UGUUUGACACGUGUGCCAUAUUAGCACGUGUGCCGAUAAACGAGGGAAAUUCCUGUUUACGGAUUUUCGCAACCUUCCGGGUCCUUUCUCAAUUCCAAAUACAGUUCUCCUUUGGUGGGUGGCCGCCCAAAAAAACGAACAUAUACCAAAAUUCGAUCGGUCUCUGCUUCGAUUUGUGAGAGAAUGCAUAACAACAUGAUGAUGGAUCCGGAGAUGAUAAGGUUAGCGCAGGAACAGAUGAGUAAGAUCUCUCCAAGCGAUUUGGCCAAGCUUCAACAGCAGAUGAUGUCCAAUCCUGAGCUGAUAAGAUUAGCCACAGAGAGCAUGAAGAACAUGAGGCCUGAAGACAUGAGAAAUGCAGCAGAACAGCUAAAGAAUGCACGGCCUGAGGAUAUGGCUGAGAUUACUGAAAAGAUGGCCAAAGCCACACCUGAAGAGAUUGCAGCUAUGCGUGCCCAUGCAGAUGCCCAAGCCUCUUAUGAAUUUAACGCAGCUCAGAUGCUCAAGAAAGAGGGUAAUGAUCUUCAUGGCCAAGGAAAGUAUAGUGAUGCAGCACUGAAAUAUCUGCAUGCGAAGAACAACCUAAAGAGUGUGCCCGUCGCCAAAGGAAGAGCACUCCAAUUGGCUUGUUCUCUUAAUUUAAUGUCAUGCUACUUGAAAACAAUGCAGUAUGAGGACUGCAUAAAGGAAGGUUCAGAGGUCUUGCAGUAUGAUGCUGAGAAUGUCAAAGCUCUUUAUCGCAGAGGCCAAGCAUAUAAAGCACUGGGGAAGUUAAAAGCUGCCGUCUCUGAUUUGAGUAAUGCACACAAAAUUUCCCCUGAUGAUGAAACCAUUGCAGAUGUCUUAAGAGAUGCUAAAGAAAAGUUGUCAGAAGAAGGUGAAUCUCAGCAUGUGUCUCGAGGAGUAAUUAUUGAAGAAAUAACGGAAGAAGAGAUCUGCCCCACACCAUCUGAAUUUGAUAAUAGUUCAUCUGCCACGGAAUAUUCUGUAAUGCAACUGCAGGAAGCUGGAGAAUCCCCCCAGGGUCAAGGUGGGUCUAAUAUUCGAGUUCCUACUACUGAUGCCGAGUGCUUGCAGGGAUUGAAAGACAACCCAGAAGCCAUCAGGUCAUUCCAGAAUUUCCUGUCAAAUGCCGAUCCCAAUGCUUUUGCUGCUCUGGGUGCUGGAGGAAUGCCACCUGAGAUGGUCAAGACUGCCUCAGGCAUGAUCAGUAAGAUGUCGCCAGAAGAGCUUCAGAAAAUGCUCGAAAUGGCUUCUUCUCUGAAUGGGAAAGGCUCUCUUUUCCCGACGGCAACAGCAGAUACUAGUGGCCGUGGAUCAGCGGCUGGAUUGCAGCCGCCUCCUGGAAUGUCGCCUGACAUGGUUAAGACUGCAUCUGAUAUGAUUAGCAAGAUGUCCCCACAGGAGCUUCAGAAGAUGUUUGAGGUUGCCGCGUCUUUGAAGGGGAAGGAUGGGCCCUUUCCAAUGGCAGCAUCAGAUGCUAACAGUGACAGAUCAAAGAUGCCUCAAUCUGCAGGAACUGCAGGAGUUUCUGCUGCUGGUGAGAGUUCCAGUGGGGAUGAGAAUAUUUCUCGUGGGUUAUUUGAAAAUUCAAGAACGGGGCGGUCUUCAUCAAACCUUCCUUCUUCUGGAGCUGAUUUGCAAGAUCAAAUGAGAAAUCAAAUGAAAGAUCCAGCAAUGCGUCAGAUGUUUACAUCUAUGAUUCAGAACAUGAAUCCGGACAUGAUGGCAAGCAUGAGCGAACAAUUUGGAGUCAAGCUUUCGCGGGAGGAAGCGGCGAAAGCCCAACAAGCCAUGUCUUCGAUGUCGCCUGAGGACUUAGAUAGAAUGAUGCGGUGGGCUGACAGGAUACAGAAAACAGCUGAAGGUGCAAGAAAGACGAAGAAUUGGCUCUUGGGUAGGCCCGGCAUGAUACUUGCAAUAUGCAUGCUCAUUUUAGCCAUAGUCCUUCACCGGCUCGGCUACAUUGGUGGCUAGACUCUGUGGACCGCUCUUGUUCUUUCUCACGGGCAUGUAUGAACCCUCCAAACAAAUCUGAUCCCUUGGCAGUGAAAAGUAGCAGGUCAUGAUCGGUCUCUUGAUUUUAACAGUGUUGGCAGCACACCCAGAAUCGUAUGAACUGCGUUUUCUUCCAUUUGGAUUGUUACAUAUGAGUUUAAGAUGACGGGAGACUGAAAUUAAUGCCUCAUGGAAGUGGGAAGGGUAGAGAAGGGGUGAAGAUGCCUAAUUUGUGUGCUUUAUUUUGUUAUUCCGUUUUUUUUUUCCCCUUUUCUUUUCUUUUUUCAAUUGAACUGAUUCUAUUAUUUUGUUACAAUUGAGAUGGAGAAAAACAAGGAAUGCUAAAAACUAAGGCAUUGCAAUUUCCAUUGAA